Messenger RNA from Amaranthus tricolor (Joseph's coat), 1513 nucleotides. Its product is annotated as LOB domain-containing protein 18-like. Gene Ontology annotation, biological process: hormone-mediated signaling pathway; positive regulation of DNA-templated transcription. Bases 427 to 1185 code for a protein of 252 amino acids. The transcript has 2 exons. Lineage: Eukaryota; Viridiplantae; Streptophyta; Magnoliopsida; Caryophyllales; Amaranthaceae. Gene Ontology annotation, cellular component: nucleus. The record is from RefSeq and is a predicted model, not a curated record.
UAAACUAAGCUAUGACUUAUAUCAUGUUUGCUUCACGUAAGCAGCUUAAUGUUGUUUGCUUUUUCGCGUGGCUUUAAAGAUUUCUCCUCUUCUUUCUUCCUCUUCUCCCUCCCUUUCUUCUUCUUCUCCUUCAUCUACUUAACUCGAUCAUCUCAUUUCAUACAACCCAAAUAAAAAAAAAAAAAAAAAAAAAACAUUUCGAUUCAUCCUUAAAAACCUAACCAACCCAAUAAAACCCUCAACUACUUUAUUACACCCUCAUCUCUUAUAUCAACCCUCAAAAUUGUUCAUCCCCAAACAAAACAAAUCUCAUAGAACUAAGAAAACCCUAGGUAUAUCAUAUAUACAUUUAUAUUUAUAUAUAUCAUAAUCACACAAAAAAUCAAAAAUAAAAAUUAAAAAAAAAUAGGUUGAGUUGUAAUUGAAAUGAGUAUUAGUGGAAACGUCGGAAGUAGCGUGGGUGGGGGUAGCGGAGGGAGUGGUGGAUCUGGUAGUUGUGGUGGUGGGGGCGGCGGAAAUGGAGGUCCUUGUGGAGCUUGUAAGUUUUUGCGUAGGAAAUGUGUAGUUGGGUGCAUAUUUGCACCUUAUUUUGAUUCAGAACAAGGUGCAGCACAUUUCGCAGCGGUCCAUAAGGUGUUUGGAGCCAGUAAUGUGUCCAAGUUGUUGCUACAUAUCCCUGUACAUAAAAGACUUGACGCUGUUGUUACUAUUUGUUACGAGGCUCAAGCUAGACUUCGCGACCCUGUUUAUGGCUGUGUUGCUCAUAUUUUUGCUCUUCAACAACAGGUGGUAAAUUUGCAAACAGAGCUGUCAUAUCUACAAGCACACCUUGCAACCCUAGAGGUACCAACACCACCGCCACCGCCACCACAACCACUUAUGCCACCACUGCAAUUAUCGAUAGCUGACUUACCGUCGACGUCCACUGUCCCUGCAACCUAUGACUUGUCUUCGCUUUUUGACCCAGUGGUCCAACCAUUAUGGGCCAUGCAGCAGCAACAGCAACCACAACAACAACAACAAAGAGGCUCUAUGGAUCAACGCUCAUAUGGUACAAGUAAUAGAGGCCCAUUAGGAGGAGGCGAUCUCCAAGCAGUAGCACGGGAGCUUCUGCAUAGACAUGGAUCUCCAAAUAUUGGGCACAUGCACCAUGAUCCAUCUCCUUCAUCAUCAAUGUCUAAAUGAGUUAACUUAACUCAGAUUAACAAGUAUUUAACCCGACUCAAGACGUUUUGAGAUGGUUGCAUUGGUUUAGAGAAUUUGAGUUUACAUCAGUAUAAUUUGGAUAACUGGGUCUACCAAUUGUUAUUACUAUUUAGAUACUUUAAUUUAUCUUUUCUUUUGCCUUCUUGAAUUUUAUUUUAUGCUUUAUAUAUGUCAGAAAUUUUUAAAUUUUCGUUGAUUAUAAGUAGGUAUUAAAAGUUGGUGAAUCUUACUUUUAUUUAUCCAAAACAGUACAAGAGAGGAAAGUUUGUGAAAGAUUGCUUAACUAAUAUGUAUUUCAAUUAAAUUG